Messenger RNA from Fusarium redolens, 573 nucleotides. RefSeq lists its product as uncharacterized. Lineage: Eukaryota; Fungi; Ascomycota; Sordariomycetes; Hypocreales; Nectriaceae. The record is from RefSeq and is a predicted model, not a curated record. The transcript has a single exon. Bases 119 to 415 code for a protein of 98 amino acids.
GCCCUAUUUUCUGACUUGAAUACGACAACCCGUGAUGAUUACAUUUCUUUUGCCAAGAUUUGCUUCUCACGUAUUAUUAUCUCGAUAACUGGCAGCGAGGAUAUGCUGUUUGUAACUCAUGAAAUUCAGUCUGACAUGUGGAUACACAAGUAAUAAUCUGCUCUAUCGGUUUAGCUUGAUUCUUAUAGCCCUUACCCCAGUGGCUGGCUUAGACAUAGCGCGGCUUUACGGAUAUAUACAUAGCACUGACCACUUGAAAGCAAUCGCGAGGGAUCCACAAACGACGACGAAUUCUCAUAUUAAGCUGGUUCAGGGUAGUUCUCCAGUUUCUUUCAUGAUUUUACCACAUAAUUCUUUAAACUCAAGUCCCACGGAUUCUCUACAUACAUUGCAUGCUUCCUUUCUUAACUUUUAACCUGAGUCAAGCCUUACGAAAUCUCACCCGACCUCUCCCAACUUCGAGUCAUUCUAUCAUUAAUCACCUAUAGACUUGAUCCUUCAAUUUGAUUUAAGCGCCCUGACCCAAGGUUGGUUUGGUGUUCAUGCAUAAACCGUGAAUCAUUCAUUACCUUG